ACGAGCUGCCAGCAGCUCACCGGGGAACAGGCAAGAGGCCACAGAAGGUGGCAUCAGCAACAGGCAUUCCACGGACGACAAUGUACUAACGUGGCCGCCAUGAGCAACACUCCGAGGUGGGCAGCCGUGCUGCUCCUCCUGGUAUUCUCCCAUCAGCUGGACACCUCUCUAGCCACGGCCCCCUCCUCGUUUCCAUCCGGAAACGCCUGGCAGCGAGCACUCUUCGGUCGCGAUUCGCGCAACCUGAUGCACCGCAGAGCCCCGUUCCCCAUUGCCGGAGAUCUGGACUUGAACGACUACCUGGGCGCUUAUUCCGCCGUGGAGCAGGAACCACACCAACCUGUUCCGAUGCCACAGCAGCUGCGCCAGCAGACCGAAGUUUACGGAAUUGUGGAGCCGCUGAUUGAGGACACGCCCUGCGCCGACCGCGCCUGUCUCCUCAACGAGGACUGCUGUCCCUCCGGGGUCUGCGUCAACACAUACGGCGAGGGAAAAUGCGUUUACGUGUUUGGGCGUCAGCGUGAUUUAUGCCAGCGGCAUGCUGAUUGUCCUCAGGGCAGCGCCUGCAUGCUGGUCGCCCAGGAGGGCAUCUGGAGAUGCGAGACGGAUGCGGAAUCGGGAGGAGCCACGUCGAUCCUGGAGGACAUAUUCGGGUUGAAGCAAAGGCAACCGCUGGGCAGCGAGUGCAGCAGCAGCAGCGACUGCCAGGUGAUCAAUGGCAUGUGUUGCCAGCAACAGCGGUUGCACCACCGAGCAGCCAUUAAGCUGAGCUGUGGCUAUUUCCGCGAUGCCUUCGACUGUGUGGACAUGGUCGGAACCGAGCACCACCGGAAUUAAGAAGCACACUCCCUCUGUAAAGAAGCUCAGAAAAUCGAUAACAGAUGAUGUACCAGAAAACUUAUUGAAGUAUAUUCCGAAGAAUUAUUUCAAUAUUGCAACAUACCCAAUUAUUAAACGAAUACAUAUCAAGUAAAAAUUGCUGUAGUUCAAAGCAAUUGGAUUUAAAUAAUCUGCUUAUGAAUAUUUAUUAUUACUCAAACGAUCUUAGAUAUCUAAAUGUGUUUUUAGUAGAAACUCCAAAUAUACUGACUGAGGCAUUCAAUGUUAUUUAUCAAAAGAAGGGAAUUUCAAUGAAACUUCACCAUAUUCAAGCAAAAGUUAAAUCGUUUCACAUCUAAAUGUAAAUCGAAUACAAUAAAGAAUUAGCAAAGAUCUGCAUUUUAACUCGAAAA
Molecule: messenger RNA, 1232 nt
Organism: Drosophila ficusphila
Lineage: Eukaryota; Metazoa; Arthropoda; Insecta; Diptera; Drosophilidae
Product: prohormone-3
Exons: 6
Coding region: 100-837 (245 amino acids)
Source: RefSeq, a predicted model, not a curated record